CAUAUUAGUGUAGUAUUUGUGUGUUCACAGUACUCAGCUUAAAAUAUCUGACGACGCGUGUAGAUUUUGUUUUCUUACAAACAAAAAAUUAAAAUUUCAUUCAAAUCUUUUUAGUUUUUCGUUAAAUUUUCAGUUGAAAUCAUAGAGAAACUAGAAUAAAAUCGAAUAACAAACGAAUUUAAAUCACAAUUGGAAUUAGAAACUCGUUUUUGUAACAAUUAAAAGAAAAAUUCUAUUCAAAAAAAAUUAAAAGAAAUAUUACAAUACGAAAAUAAAUUUACAUCUUUAAUAAAAACACCCACGUUGUAAUAAAAUAGUGCUAGUUUCUCCGAGUGUAGAAUUUAAACAAAACAAAUCAUAACCAUAAAUUUUGUAUGCAUUAUCAUCCAACGUGUUGUAUAUUCCAAAUCGUUUCAUCUUGACAAACAAAUGUUGUUUUGAAUGCAGUUGUCUUCAAACAUAAACAAAACUUCAUAACAAAUGAUUUUCUGAUAUGAAUCUUCUACAAUUAACAACAUUCUUAGUUAUUUUACAAAAAUACAAGUGAUUUAUUUUAAAAUUAUUGUCUCAUCCCUUACCACCCCUCUAUUUUUGGAGUCUGGAAUUAUUUUCCGACAAAUCUUUCACACUGCCUCCUGCUAAAAUUAAUCCACGAUGUAUAAGUUACUGGUCGGAUUGAAGAGCUAUUUAAAAUGGCAGGAUAUUCAAACGGAUAAUACAAUAUUUCGUUUGCACAAUUCCUUUACCACAGUCCUGCUGUUGACGUGCAGUCUAAUUAUAACGGCCACACAAUAUGUGGGCCAACCAAUCAGUUGUAUAGUUAGUGGUAUACCAAUACAUGUAGUGAAUACAUUUUGUUGGAUUCAUAGUACGUUUACAAUGCCGGAUGCCUUUCGGAGACAGGUUGGUCGCGAAGUGGCACAUCCUGGUAUUGCAAAUGAUUUUGAUGAUGAAGAUGCUAAAAAAUACUACACCUACUAUCAGUGGGUUUGUUUUGUGCUCUUCUUUCAGGCUAUUGCUUGUUAUACACCCAAAUUUUUAUGGGACAAAUUUGAAGGUGGCCUUAUGCGUAUGAUUGUUAUGGGCCUGAACAUCACCAUCUGUACGCGACAAGAAAAAGAGGCUAAACGUGAUGCUCUACUCGACUAUUUGACCAAACAUGUCAAACGUCACAAGAUGUAUGCCAUUAGAUAUUGGCUGUGUGAGGCUUUAUGUUUUUUCAAUAUCAUCAUACAAAUGUAUCUGAUGAAUCGUUUCUUUGAUGGUGAAUUUAUGUCGUAUGGUACAAGAAUUAUGCAGCUAUCGGAUGUGCCACAAGAGCAGAGAGUAGAUCCCAUGGUUUAUAUAUUCCCACGUGUUACCAAAUGUAUAUUCCAUAAAUAUGGUGCUUCGGGUUCAUUGCAGAAACAUGAUUCUCUGUGUAUUCUACCACUAAAUAUUGUGAAUGAGAAGACAUAUGUUUUCAUAUGGUUUUGGUAUAUGAUUUUGUUGUGUCUCCUAUUAGGAUUGUUAAUUUUCCGUGGUCUUAUGUUAUUUAUGCCCAGGUUCCGUCCUCGCCUGUUGCAUGCCCGCAAUCGUAUGAUUAGUUUGGAAACUUGCCGUAUUUUAUCACAAAAAUUGGAUAUUGGUGAUUGGUGGCUCAUUUAUAUGUUGGGUCGCAAUUUAGAUCCAGUCAUUUAUAAAGAAGUAAUGACUGAAUUCUCUAAAGAAAUCGAUCCCUCUAGAUAUAAUCGAGCUAAGUGAUUUUAUUUUCGUUUUUUGAGAAUAUUAUAACAACAACGACGACAGCUGCUAAAUAAUUUCUAAUACAUUUAAUUUUUGCAUCAAUAGUAGUUCUGUGAUUAAGUUAAUUAUCAUAUUCAAGCUAAAAUUUUAUACUCCUUUUGUAGCUCUCUUUUUAUCUCUCUUUAACUCUAUUUAUCAAAAACUAUUCAUAAUUUCUAAUAAGUAAUGAUCACAACUCGUCUAAUAUAAUUAAAUAAUAGAAGAAUAGCAUCAUUCUUCAAAUUUUAAGUUUAAGUUUUAAAAAAAACCUUUUAGUUCGUCUUUUUUUAACUAUAUAUGAAAAACAUCUACAUAUAAACAAACAUGAAAAUAUUGUUCGUUUUGUUUUUUUAUUUACAAUGCUUUUGUGUCGAAUUUAAGAGUCUUAUUAAAAAAAGUUUUGUAUAAUAUAAAAAAGAAUAAUAAUAAUAAUAAAAGCAUUUACAUAUAUAUAUGAAUUAUUUUUUAAUAAAUGCAAUUUUGUUGCAUCACUUUAUAUAACAAUAAAGUACAAUCAAUUUAAAUAAAA
Calliphora vicina (urban bluebottle blowfly) is the source of this 2293-nucleotide messenger RNA. RefSeq names its product optic ganglion reduced (gene ogre). The record is from RefSeq and is a predicted model, not a curated record. The transcript has 5 exons. Gene Ontology annotation, molecular function: gap junction channel activity. The coding region runs from base 655 to 1743 and encodes 362 amino acids. Lineage: Eukaryota; Metazoa; Arthropoda; Insecta; Diptera; Calliphoridae. Gene Ontology annotation, cellular component: gap junction; plasma membrane.